Molecule: messenger RNA, 5198 nt
Organism: Uranotaenia lowii
Lineage: Eukaryota; Metazoa; Arthropoda; Insecta; Diptera; Culicidae
Gene: fat-spondin
Product: spondin-1
Exons: 5
Coding region: 177-2531 (784 amino acids)
Biological process (GO): cell adhesion
Cellular component (GO): extracellular matrix
Molecular function (GO): serine-type endopeptidase inhibitor activity
Source: RefSeq, a predicted model, not a curated record
UCCGUUAGUCUUCAAUGAACCGCCGCGGACUAAAGACGUUGUUGCUAGUGUGUUGUUACGCCGUCCCACACGACGGGGCUUCUGAUUGAUAAGUGCUAUCAAUAUAUUUUUUUUCCUUGGAGCGAGAAUUCUUCUAGUUUUUAACCAAGGGCGACAUUUAAACUACUCCUUCCACCAUGAUUUCCACCGGGUGUAUCGGAACCCUGGUACUAGCCGUAACAUUUCUAAGUUUGCUGGAUCCUGGAUUAGGCUGCAGUAAAGUUCCGGUCUUCAACGGGCGCCCCGUCACCAAGGAGAAGAAAUCAGGCGAUAACGGGUAUCGGCUGGCCAUUCGAAACGAUCCCAAAGGAUAUGAACCGGGGAAAAUCUAUAACCUGUUCCUAGUCGGUUCGAGAACCCACGUGAAGCUGCAACAAUUCUCACACUUUAUGCUGACAGCUCAGGCCACCAGCAGCUCGUCUAGCGGGGCCAGAACGUUCAUCGCAGGUCCGAAACGAGUGGGUCGCUUUCAGCUGUUCAGCGACUCCCUCACUAAGUUCUACGACCAUUGCGUGAACACUGUCACUCAGGCGGACGACUUCCCCAAAACGGAAGUGCAGGUUAUGUGGGUUGCCCCGGCCAGUGGAUCCGGAUGCGUUAGCCUGUCGGCCAUGGUAUUCGAGAGUGAAGACUCCUGGUACUCGGACGAGGGAGCUCUGACCAAGGUCCUUUGCGAGAUGAAACCAGAACCCAAGAUCAUGAAGGGGGAGUGCUGCGCCUGUGAUGAAGCUAAGUAUAAUUUCAUCUUUGAAGGAAUCUGGUCGAACGAAACUCACCCGAAGGACUUUCCUUUCGCCGUUUGGUUGACGCACUUCUCCGAUAUCAUUGGGGCAUCGCACGAUACGAACUUCUCGUUCUGGGGUGAAAACCACAUUUCAACCGAUGGGUUUCGAUCGCUAGCUGAGUGGGGCUCGGUUCGUCAGCUGGAACAGGAACUCCGUGCCAAAGGUCCAAGGUUACGUACUUUGAUCAAGGCUGCCGGGUUGUGGUACCCGAGGGUCAAUUCGAACACUUCUUCCAACUUUAGGGUGGAUCGGAAGCAUCAUAAGGUAUCGCUUGCGUCUAUGUUUGGUCCAUCUCCGGAUUGGGUAGUCGGCGUUAGUGGUCUGGAUCUAUGCAGUGAAGACUGUACCUGGGUAGACUCACUCGAUGUAGAUCUGUUCCCGUGGGAUGCUGGCACCGAUAACGGUAUCAGCUACAUGUCAGCUAAUUCAGAAACCCAACCUAGAGAACGAAUGCACAGAAUAACGACAAUGUACCCCGAGGAUCCUAGGGCUCCAUUUUACAAUCCCAAGGCGAAGGAAAUGGUUCCUCUUGCCAAGGUCUAUUUUAGGAGAGAAAAGAUCAUUCAUCGAAACUGUGACGAUGAAUUUCUUGAAGCGCAAGUUCUGGAAUUGGCCGAAAAUACGGAAGAAGUCAACCGGGUUGAGUGCGAAACGACGGGCUACAGCGAGUGGACUCCUUGCUCGGUGAGUUGUGGCAAAGGCAUCCGAAUGAGAACCAGAGAAUAUCUGCAAUCGGACAAGGCUGCCCGGUAUCAGUGCAAUCGGCAGCUCAUUUCCAAGGAGAUGUGCGUUGCCGAUGUUCCGGAGUGUCCAGAUGAAGGGCCUGAUGCCGACGAUAGUUCCGAAGAUAUUCGGAAAGUUGCUGCCAACGUUGAUGACGACGGUGAAGGGAUUGGAGUUUGUAAAACCACCAGAUGGAGCGAAUGGAGUGAGUGUUCGGCAUCGUGUGGCAUUGGAGUCACCAUGAGGACCAGAACGUUCAUCAACCAUAUGGGUCGCAAGAAGUGUCCGCACAUCAGUGUUGUCGAAAAGCAAAAAUGCAUGCAACCCGAGUGCACCCUGACGGAUGUCGAGAUCCCGGAUCCGAUGUGUCCGGUAACAUCUUGGAGCGAUUGGAGCCCGUGCAGCGCCACCUGUGGCAAGGGUGUCAAAAUAAGAACCCGUUUGCUUUUGGUGGGACCGGAACUGAUCGAUAAAUGUUCCCAGCGGAUUGAACUAAAUCAGCAGCGGGCUUGUACGGAAAAGUCGGACUGUUUGUUCGAUGUUUUCACGGCCCGGGAGAUCUGUUCCCAGAAACCGGAAACCGGACCUUGUCGGGGUAAAUAUCAGCGCUACGCGUACGAUUCGGAUCGGAGCACUUGCGUGCCAUUCUUCUACGGAGGCUGCCGAGGAAACCGGAACAACUUUUUGACCAACGAAGAUUGUAUGCAGACGUGUCGAGUGGCUAUCGAACCUGAACAAGCCCGUGACAUCCACCUUCAUCCAACUUCUGGACCGAGUCGAAGAUCUCAGGAGCAAACGGAAGACAACCUUCCGGUGGACUGUGUACUGUCCGACUGGACCGAAUGGACUCCGUGCAGUGUGACCUGUGGAACCGGACGUUCCGAGCGCUAUCGUAAUGUGGUCCUUCCGGCCCGAAACGGUGGACAACCCUGCCCCGGAAGAAUCGUGAAACGACGGAAGUGCACCGGGCCUCCGUGUGCUUGAUUGGUUGAAGAAGUUGAAUUGAGGCGCUUAGGAUCAGAGGGGUGCAAGUGCCGAAAUGAUGAUUUCGAGAAAACGGGCCUCAAAGUUUGUUUUUCUAAAUCAAAAUUAUGGAAUCAAUUUUUCUACUAAAUUUUCGAUGGAGUGUGUCUCAUGAGAUCUAAAAUGAACGAUUCUGAAAGAAAAACCAAAGUUUUUGCGAUAUUUAUGUUAAAACGGCGAACUACUUUUAUUGAUAUUUUUCACUUGCACCCUUCUGAUCCCAAGAAUGACACUUGCACCCCUCUGACUCCAAACAAUAUGAUAGCAUCCUUUUGGAACCUGUAUGUAACGAGUAUUUUCAGUAUAAUACUAGAUGUUUUGUUUUUGUUCACACAUUUAGUUUUCUGCGUUUUCGGGCUUUAAAUUUCUAUGCAACUCAUAAUGAACGAGGUUUGCAUGUUCCACUAUCCUUUUUUUUUGUUUCGAUUAUAGUCGUUUUACCAUCUUUAUGGCAUUCGCGACUUUAUCAACGUUACAGUUACGGAUCGUUAUUGAAAAACUAUCCGGUACAACUGUGUUCGAUGUUUGCUCUUGGGCUCGAACUCGCGGACAUCGGCUCAGGAGACAACAGACUUGCCAACUGAGCUAUAUCACAAGCCCCGUUCCACUAUCCUAAUUCCCAGAAUUUGUUGUAAACUUUCAAUCUCUCUUUUUCCUUAAUGGAUACACAAGAAUGCAUAUGUGUUCAUUCAUUGAAAUUAACUGUUUAGCUGGUCGCUUUUUCCGGUAGAACCAACGUACGCUUCCCCUUGGAUUCGUAGCUUUUUUCGCAAGAUGAGUAUCCAGACUGCCUGAUUUCGUUGGCGUUUUUGGGGUCUAGAUGAAUGGCCAGUUGACUCUCCAGGAAUGGACUCAUUCUCGCUAGCAACUGCAGCAGCAGCAACUUCUGAUUCUCCAGAAGAACCGUGGAUGUUUAACUUUUCUUUUUUUGGUCUUAUUAUAUUUUUAAAUUGCGACCCAGAGAUGGUCUUAUUAUAAAAAUUCUCUUUCCUAAGAAGUUAUGUAAAUAUUCCUUCAAGGACUUAAUGUAAUUUUUUAUAAACUACCUGUCGCAACGUCUCAUCUGAACUUUUAGAAGUUUCAUUUUGUUCCGUGGGAUAGUAGGGGAGAGGCGGGCUAUAUGCGCAUAUUAAGGAAAGCACUCAUGUUCUCCCAUAUUCCAAUAGAUAGGAGUCGGAAAACUAUAUACACAUGAGCGGACAUCUGUUUUCUAUACGUCAGAGCAAUUUUUCUAUUAAAAUCUCUUACAGUUUUUGUGAAAAUAAUUUUAUAAUAAAAGAAGUCAAAAUAGCCGAUUUCCGAAACUGGCGGGCUAAAUGCGCAUAUUUAUGAUUUUAGCUAUAUUUCAUUAACACUUGCAAUAUUUUGAUACUAUUUAAUUUAAAAUGGUAGAAACGGAUGUUAAGCAUACGUCAAGGCUGAAAUUUUGGUGAAAUUUUUUACAUCACUUAUUCUUUUGCAUAAAACAUAGUUAGGUAUGCCAUAUGGCCAUAUUUCAUGGUAAUAUUUUGUUCAUAUCGUAUUUUUAUCGGAUCAGUAUGAAGUUUUUCUUUUUUCGCUGUAAGAUCGUGAUUUGAGCGUAGAUUUAAUGUUUAAAUGAUAAAAAUUCAUAAGACUAUUAUAUUUUUCUUGAUAUAGGCAUUUAACCUGCCUUGAUAUAGGCAUUCAGAACCUGUCUCUUAUUCCAAUAUCUUAUCACUUACAACUUUGCCAAAAGCUUCAAUUUGUUGAAUUUCCGAUUUCCAGAUGAAUUAGAAAGAAAAACCAUUAAAAUUUUUGUUCACAGAAUCUGUACGCACGAUAAUUAAAGUUCAAUAUAUUAUAAUAAAACAAACAAAAAUUUUGUUUGAAUUUUUUAAUUUUUUUGGCUUUAUAUAACCAUCAAAUUUCUUCAUGCCAUGUUUCAAUAGCGUAUUACCCUCAAACUGCACUGAUUAGAUACGUUGAAUCUCCAGCCAUAUCGUCAAUCGGCUGUAUGCGCAUAUUACCCAACAUGCGCAUUUAGGAAUACUUCCCCCUAUGUGACAUCAUGAUCAGAGCCUGUCGAAAACUCUGAAUCCUUUGAGCUUUCAUCCGAGAGAUUUUUCUUAGAUAUAUUUGCCAAAAAAUUAUUUUUAAGUGCGUUUUGUAUUUGCCUUUUAUCCCAAUUAGAAUUAUCUAAAUUUGCCAUAAAAAAAUAUUUUGGAAUUUUUUGUAUACAUAACAAUGAGAUUUUCAUGCUGACGAAGUUACACCUGAAUCUAUUUUCAUCACUUCUCUAUCUGGGGACUUAGGAUUAUUCUGGUCAGAACCAGUAGAAAAUCCUAGUCGGAGCUAGAUGAUGUUGUUUUCAACUGACAAAAAUGUAUACGUUCUAAUGAAAUCAGCCUAAAAGUAUAAUCCUUUGGUGUCAGAAGGGUGCAAGUGCACUUGCACCCUUCUGACACCAAACGAAACAGGAUUUUAAUUGACACGUUUUUUUAUAAAUAGCUUAAAAAUAUCGAAAUAAUUUUUCUUUUGACCUGUGUCUUCUACAGAAUGUUAAUCUAUACUUUAACUAUCCGAAAAACAGUUUAUCUCAGUUUCGAUAAAAAAUCACUUGCACCCCUCUGAUCCUAAGUGCCUCAAUUCAAAUUAAUAUCUUAAAAG